AUGAGAUUAAAGUUAAAAUCAAAAACAGGUGCAUGCACCAUAAAUAUAGAAGAUACAAAACCAUUCAAGGAAUUCUUAGAAGAUAUAGAUAAAAACCUACAAUUACAUAGACAAUCUGAAAUACUACAUCUGAUCAAAUUAGGCUAUCCACCAAAACCAUUAGAUUUACAAGAUAUACUACCCGAAACAACAAUUUCGGAUAAAGGAAUUAAAGAUGGUGAUCAAUUGAUAAUAGAAUUUAAACCUGGAGUAUUACAUAAACGACAAUUAUCAAGUUCUCCAGAAAUACCAUUAGCGCCACCCAUUAAGAGGAAACAACCACCAAGUGAAGAAAUUCCAUCUAUUUAUAUGCAAGAUUUACAGAAAUAUCUUAUACUUCGAAAUAUUCCUGAUGAUAAUUCAUGUUUAUUUAAUUCAAUUUCAUAUGCAUUGUUUGGAUAUGAUUCAUUCAAGACAUUUUCACCUCCUCAUAAUUUACGAGAGAUUGUUGUUAGUUAUAUUGAAAAAGAUCCGGAACUUUAUUCUGAAUUAGUAUUGGGAAGACCAAGACAAGAUUAUUGUGAUUGGAUCAGGAAAAAGGAUUCUUGGGGUGGUGCAAUUGAAUUAGGAAUAUUGGCAGAUUGGUAUAAUGUUCGAAUUGUAUGUAUUGAUAUUGAACUGGGGAAUUUUAUUCGAUUUGAAAAUGAAAAAGAACGAGCUAAAAGAUAUAUUAUAUUGAUAUAUAGUGGGAUUCAUUAUGAUUUAUUAAGUAUGAAUGAAGUUUUAUCUACUAAAGAUUGUGAUAAAGCAAAUGAUGUAUCAAAUUGGUCACUCGAAGAUAGCAAAGAAGAAGAAAUAAUACUUGCAUCAAGUCAGAAAUUAUGUAAACUAUUACAAUCACAGGAUUAUGCAACUAAUACUACUACUUUUAGAGUAAGAUGUCUUGAUUGUUUACAAAUUCUUGUUGGAGAAAUGGGUGCAUCAAAACAUGCGGAAGAUACUGGACAUGUGAAUUUUGGUGAAGUGACUAAGUUGAAAACUCUGAUAGUAUAG
Molecule: messenger RNA, 1032 nt
Organism: Hemisphaericaspora subhashii
Lineage: Eukaryota; Fungi; Ascomycota; Pichiomycetes; Serinales; Debaryomycetaceae
Product: ubiquitin-specific protease
Exons: 1
Coding region: 1-1032 (343 amino acids)
Biological process (GO): protein deubiquitination; endoplasmic reticulum unfolded protein response
Cellular component (GO): cytosol; nucleus
Molecular function (GO): cysteine-type deubiquitinase activity
Source: RefSeq, a predicted model, not a curated record